UCUGACAUCUCUUCCCCGCACAGGAAGAACAAUGACAACAGCUCUCGGAAACGUUUCAUUCAUUAUAGUGUGUUUCCAAGGUGAACCUUCGAUUAAACAACAGUUAUGUCAUCGUUCGUUAAUUAGACUUAGCAUAUUACCAGAGCAAUGAUAUAAUUUUGCGAGUAGCAGAAAAGGACAAUAUCGUGAUACAUCGAUAAGAACUUAUUGUUGUGCGUUUGGCGAGACGAAAGGGGUGAUGGUUCCGUUAAAUAAUUAAGUUCUGAGCUUAUUUUAAUAUUCAUUAACUGCCAACUUGUAUUAAUGUGAGCGCUGUAGAGUUAGAUUUUCGAUUCGAAGUUUUUUGUGAAAUACGCAUAUUUAAAAUAAAUAAAUUAAUUUAUUAAAUGUCAGUAUUUUGUGCUUUUAAAUGCAAUUUAUUUUGAAUCCUGAUGAACAUAACAAAUAAAGGUGCUAAUAUUAAGAUUAUUUGUAAGACAAAUAUAAAUAUAUACUUAAAAGCUACAAUUUUUUUAAAAAAAAUAUUUUUUAUUUGUUGGAUGAAAGCACAUGUUAUUUAAUACAGGAUAAAAUCAUACCAAUAAAUUUUAUGAAACUUGAUAUUUUUAAUUCUUUUUCGAGGCAGUGAUUUAUGUCAAUUUUCCAAUAGGAAUUAGAAAAAUAAUUUAAAAACAAUAGUUUUUGAAUGAUUUUAGAUUUACUUAAUAGAUUCCACUUAUUAUAAGAAGGAGCUUACUAUUUAUGGAACUAUGCAGUUAAUGCCAAAGGUUUAAAAAAAAUUGUAUUGUAAAGAAAUAAAUCGAAAAAGAAUCAGCUGUCAGUUCGGAGAUUUUUUUUAUUUUUGCAUUUCUCAUUAAACAAUUACACGAGAUUUCCUUGUUUCAUUUUCGUGCAAUUCUGUCUCAAAGAAAUGAAAAAAAUUGAUAAACUGCGGAAUCCGUCCUUGAUAUGGCCAAUGGCAUUAUCACAGAUAGGAAAUUAAUUAACUUGUAAGAAAAAUAAAAGAAUUUUUUUUUUCAUUACUCUAUGAUAAAAUGACUGGAAACGCAAAGAAAUGACAGGAAAUAAAAGAAAGAAGGACUCGGAAAUGCCGAAAGAAUCGGUGAUAAGCGCAGAAUCUUGGAAUGCACCGGAUGGUGGUUGGGGUUGGAUGGUACUACUUGGUACCAUGACUGUGAAUAUUGUUGUGAUUGGACAUGGAAAAAGUUUUGGAGUUUAUUUUAAAAAUUUAAUGGAAGAAUUUGAUGCAACACCAUCUAGAGUUGCCUGGUUGCAAUCUUUGCAAAUAUCCAUGUUCAGCUUUUUAUCACCAGUAGCAAGUGUACUAGCUCAAUCCAUUGGACCACGAAGAGUUGCGAUUUUUGGAGGUCUUCUUGGAUUUUUUGGAUUGACCAUGUCCUCCUUUGCUCCAAGUCUCGAAUAUCUUUAUAUUUCUUACGGAGUUCUUCAAGGUAUAGCAUUGACUUGUACUUUCACUCCUGGUAUUACAAUGAUAGCCAAAUAUUUCUACCAAAAAAGAGGUUUAGCCAAUGGACUUACAAUGGCUGGUAAUGCCAUAGGUGGUAUAAUUCUACCAUUGAUUGCCACUGAACUUAUUUCCGUAUAUUCUGUUCGAGGUUGUUUUCUUAUAAUGGGAGGUCUGAUUCUUCAUUCUUGUGUUGGAGCGUCAUUAUGGCAACCAGUUGAGUGGCAUCAAAAGCAUCUGCCAACAAUAGUUCCUAGUAUAAAAGACAAUUCUGAAAUAGAACCACUUCAAGCAGAAGACUCUUGUGGAGAAGACACACUUUGUUCAGAUGAGGAAUAUAGAGAUAAUUCUAUUCAAGAUGAUAUUCCUAAUAAAGAUAUGUUAAGUGAAAAUAUUCACUUUGAGUCAGGACUUGAUUUAUCUUUGGACAAUUCACUUGCUUUAAAAUUAAAUAGCCCAGAAAUUGUAAUUGGUAGAAAGAACAGUGAACUAUAUUCUUCUGGACCUAACAUGCACAUAAGUGCUUUUUCUCCUAAAACUUUAAAUGAUCGAUUAGUGAGAGGUGGAUCUUCUCCUCAUUUAGCAGAUAUUUCAAGAAAAAAUGAUCGAACUUAUAAUUCUUCUGUAAGCACAGAAUCCUUGCCAAAUUUAUUAGGCUUAAAUCCUAAGCUUCUGAACUCGAGAGCCUCAUCCUUUAUGUACUUGAGCUCAUACAGUUUUGGUCCUACUACUGGUGCAAUUCUAACUAAAGAACACUUUACUAGCGCUGACUCUAGUGAGACUCUUGAAAAAACAUGUGAUGUUGCGAAGCCAAAGAAGUGGAAAUUCUCACCUUGCCUUAAGAAACUGAACAUUGAUAAAUCAAUAUUUGAAAAUAGCCGAUUUUACAUAAUGACGGUGACAUUGUUUUUUCAUGCCCUUGGGUAUCCAGGAACUCAAAUUUUCCUUCCAUAUCGUGCUACAACUCUUGGUCUUUCUCAAGGUGAAGCUGCAUCUUUAUUGUCUGUUUUAGCUUUUACUGAUCUUAUCGGCCGAAUAUUCUGUGCCUGGAUAUCUGACUUUCAGUUUUGUCCUAGAAAAUAUUAUUUCAUCGGAGGCCUUCUUAUGUCGGGAGCUUUUGCUUUUACUUUACCAUUUUGCAAAACUUACAUCACUCUAAUGGCUGCAACUUCUGCCUUAGGAUUUUGCUGUGGUGCCUAUAUUGGCCUGGUAGUAGUUAUGUUUGCUGAUGCUUAUAGUCCAGAAAAAGUAGCACUGGCUUAUAGUAUAUCAGUAGUAUCUGGAGGAUUCAUGUCUUUAAGUGGCCCACCUCUCAUGGGAUAUGUCUUGGAGACAACAAGCAGUUAUUUAAUAUGCCAAAUCAUACUUGGUUCUGCCCAAGUUGCUGCAGCUUCUGUUUGGCUCGCAGAACCAUGGUUUCUUCGAUGGGAGAAAAGGCGCAAAGCUGAGCGAGAGAGUGCCAAUUCACCUGAAAAACAACAACUUGUUUAAAAUCUGUGAGAAAAAUAACAAGCAGGUGGAUUGCAUCCUGAAGAGCAAUCUCUUGAUCGUAGUUCUUGAUAGACAACGAGAAGAAUUACAGAGUGAUUAGUUUAAAAAUAUAAAAC
This is a messenger RNA of Parasteatoda tepidariorum (common house spider), 3072 nucleotides long. RefSeq names its product monocarboxylate transporter 12. Gene Ontology annotation, biological process: transmembrane transport; monocarboxylic acid transport. The record is from RefSeq and is a predicted model, not a curated record. Gene Ontology annotation, molecular function: monocarboxylic acid transmembrane transporter activity. NCBI's taxonomy places the organism in Eukaryota, Metazoa, Arthropoda, Arachnida, Araneae, Theridiidae.